CCGACUAACAAUGGCGAAAUCAAGAAAAAUCGAACACUCAAAACUGGCAAAAACAUGGACGCCAUUUUCAAUCUCAGAAGAACAAGCGCGCGGCAAUGGCCGAUCAGGAAGAAGCAAACGAGCAAAUCUCGAAUCUUUCUCUUCUCCGUAUCUCUCUUCGCUGUUUUCAUCUUCUUCUUCACUUACUCCGAGAUACCCAAUCCCAUGUCUUCGAUCUCUGCUCUCUCCGGAUCUGUUCAAUUCCCGCAGUGCAGAUCCGAGAUACUAACCCGCACUCUUCUGGGACAGAAAUUUCUCUGGUACGCUCCACACAGCGGGUUCAGCAAUCAGCUUUCAGAAUUCAAGAACGCGGUUUUCAUGGCGGGAAUACUUAAUCGAACCCUAGUCGUUCCUCCUGUUCUCGAUCAUCACUCUGUGGUUCUCGGUAGUUGCCCUAAAUUUCGUGUUUUGAGUCCCAGCGAGAUUCGAGUCUCAGUUUGGAAUCACUCGAUCGAGCUUCUCAGAGCUGGCAGGUACGUUUCCAUGGCUGACAUUGUCGACAUUUCGUCUGUGGUAUCUUCUUCGGGUGUUCGAGUCAUUGAUCUUAGGUAUUUCGUCUCUCUGUUGUGUGGUGUUGACAUGGAAACUCUGUGCUCGAGCAAAUUAUCAGAACAAUCUCCAUCUCACAAAGCUCUGGAGCAGUGUGGUUCUCUGUUAUCUGAGGUUCAUGGAAAUUUAGAUAAUUGUUUGUAUGCUGUAGAUGAAGAUUGUAGAACAACGGUUUGGACUUAUAAUAAGAACGGCGAUUCUGAUUCCGAUGGAAGAUUGGAUUCGUUCCAGCCUGAUGAAAAGAUGAAGAAGAAAAAGAAAAUGUUUUUUGUGAGAAGACGGCGUGAUGUUUAUAAGAGCCUAGGAGAUGGUACUGUAGCUGGUUCUGUAGCGAUUCUUGCAUUUGGAAGCCUCUUCACGGCUCCAUACAAAGGCUCCCAACUGUAUAUAGACAUCCGUGAAUCUCCGAGAGAUAGAAAGAUACAGUCUUUGAUUAAGAAAGUUGAGUUUCUUCCUUUUGUCCCUGAGAUAACGAAUGCAGGAAAGAGACUUGCCUCGGAUACGAUAAAGGCGCCGUUUCUUUGUGCGCAGCUUAGAUUGCUUGAUGGACAGUUCAAGAAUCACAGAGAGAACACGUUUGCAGGAUUAAUCCAGAAGUUGGAAUCUCUGAGCCAAGAGAAGAAGACUCGGCGUCCGAUUCACGUGUUUGUAAUGACAGAUCUUGCUGAAAGCAACUGGACCGGAACUUACUUGGGUGAUUUGUCUAGAAACUCUUCAAAUUUUAAGCUUCACUCCUUGAAGGAACAGGAUGAAGUAGUACUACAAACACAACAAGAGCUUGCUUCUGCUCGUCAUGGUCAGAAAUUCGGAUCGAUACCAAUGAAUCUUGAUACUACCAAGAAGACGCAGAACCGUUGCUAUCCUCGUGAAGUAUCUAAUGUGCAACUUUACAUAGAAGAAGUUGUUUGCAGCUGUGCUUCAUUGGGUUUCAUUGGUACUGCUGGUUCUACAAUAGCUGAUAGUGUAAUUCUAAUGAGGAGAUUCAAUGCUUGUAGUAUUAGUAGAAUUCAGACUGCAUUACGAUGA
Thlaspi arvense is the source of this 1614-nucleotide messenger RNA. The record is from the annotation of a GenBank genome assembly. Lineage: Eukaryota; Viridiplantae; Streptophyta; Magnoliopsida; Brassicales; Brassicaceae.